AUGUCCGCGGUCGCAGCAGACACCGCAUAUCAGGCGCGUUCACUGUAUCGCUCGCUCCUCCGCCAGGCCCGUCAGUUCGCCGCCUACAACUUCCGCGAGUAUGCGUUACGCCGGACGAAAGAUGCUUUCCACGACAAUCGGCGCCUGACCGAUUCGCGGGAGAUACAAGAUGCCAUAUCGAAGGGUCUGAAGGAGUUGCAGGUUCUGAAGAGACAAACCGUCGUCAGCCAGUUCUACCAACUUGAUCGGUUAGUGGUGGAAGGCGGCAAGACCGGCAAGCAGACUGGCAGAGAAGGCGGAAUUGUCAGGCAGAAGGAUACUGGCUGGGACUAG
Messenger RNA from Diplodia corticola, 333 nucleotides. Its product is annotated as iron-sulfur cluster biosynthesis protein isd11. Gene Ontology annotation, cellular component: mitochondrion; L-cysteine desulfurase complex. The record is from RefSeq and is a predicted model, not a curated record. The coding region runs from base 1 to 333 and encodes 110 amino acids. Lineage: Eukaryota; Fungi; Ascomycota; Dothideomycetes; Botryosphaeriales; Botryosphaeriaceae. The transcript is spliced from 4 exons. Gene Ontology annotation, biological process: iron-sulfur cluster assembly.